This is a messenger RNA of Ictidomys tridecemlineatus (thirteen-lined ground squirrel), 5136 nucleotides long. It is a transcript of the gene Sack1g, whose product is annotated as family with sequence similarity 83 member G. Gene Ontology annotation, molecular function: protein kinase binding. Lineage: Eukaryota; Metazoa; Chordata; Mammalia; Rodentia; Sciuridae. The record is from RefSeq and is a predicted model, not a curated record. Gene Ontology annotation, cellular component: nucleus; cytosol. Gene Ontology annotation, biological process: BMP signaling pathway.
CCCGCCCCCGCCCAGCCCCGGGCAGCAGCCGCCGCCUGUGCGCCUCGCUCUGCCCGCGGCUCCUGUGGCCAGCUCCGCGUUGCGCCCGCGCCCACGCCCACGCCCGCCCGGAUCCUGAUGGGCAGAGGAGCUGAAGCCGCUGGGAGGCCCCAGAGCGCGCUUGGCCCCAGCUGGGGCCGGAGUUAGGAUCCCGACCUUGCAGAGCGGUGUCACCCAUCCGCCCCCAGCCCAAGUGCUGGAGCAGGUGACAGCAUGGCCUUCUCCCAGGUGCAGUGUCUGGACGACAGCCACGUGAACUGGCGCUCCAGCGAAUCCAAGCCGGAGUUCUUUUACAGCGAGGAGCAGCGGCUGGCCCUGGAGGCCCUGGUGGCCCGUGGCCCCGAGGCCUUCUACGAGGUGCUAAAGCGGGAGAACAUCCGCGACUUUCUCUCGGAGCUGGAACUCAAGCGCAUCUUGGAGACUAUUGAGGUGUACGACCCGGGCUCUGAGGAUCCACGGGGUACCAGCAGCCGCUCCCAGGGGACCCAGGUCAACGGGGUGGGUGAUGGAGAGGAAACCAGUGGGGCAGAUGGGACCCCCACUGAGGCGGAGCCGCUUCCACUGCCCUCGCUGGAGUACUGGCCCCAGAAGUCCGACCGCUCCAUCCCACAGCUGGACCUAGGCUGGCCCGAUACCAUCGCCUACCGCGGAGUGACCAGGGCCAGCGUCUAUAUGCAGCCCCCCAUAGACGGGCAGGCCCACAUCAAAGAGGUGGUGCGCAAGAUGAUCAGCCAGGCCCAGAAGGUGAUAGCUGUGGUCAUGGACAUGUUUACCGACGUGGACAUCUUCAAAGACCUGCUGGACGCUGGCUUCAAGAGGAAGGUGGCUGUGUACAUCAUUGUGGAUGAGAGCAACGUCAAGUACUUCCUGCACAUGUGUGAGCGGGCCCGCAUGCACCUGGGACACCUCAAGAAUCUCAGGGUACGCAGCACUGGGGGAACUGAGUUCUUCACACGAUCAGCCACCAAGUUCAAGGGCGCCCUGGCCCAGAAGUUCAUGUUCGUGGAUGGAGACCGGGCUGUGUGCGGCUCCUACAGUUUCACGUGGUCAGCUGCCAGGACAGACCGGAACGUGAUCUCCGUGCUGUCUGGCCAGGUGGUGGAGAUGUUUGACCGGCAGUUCCAGGAGCUGUACCUCAUGUCUCAGAGCGUCAACCUCAAGGACAUCCCCAUGGAGAAGGAGCCGGAGCCAGAACCCAUCGUGCUACCCUCUGUAGUCCCCCUGGUAUCCACGGACACCGUGGCCAAGAAGCUCGUCAACCCCAAGUAUGCGCUGGUCAAGGCCAAGAGCGCCGAUGAGAUUGCCAAGACCUCCUCCGAGAAAGAGGAGACGAAGCGACCCCCAGGGCUGCGGGGCCCCAUGCUGGCUGAGCGGCCGGGGGAUUUCCCUGAGCUGCUGCCACCUGUCCAUCCGGGACUGCUCAACCUGGAGAAGGCCAAUAUGUUUGAAUACCUGCCCACCUGGGUAGAGCCAGACCCAGAGCCUGGCAGUGACAUCCUGGGCUACAUCAACAUUAUCGACCCCAAUAUCUGGAACCCCCAGCCCAGUCAGAUGAACCGCAUCAAGAUCCGGGACACCUCCCAUGCCAGUACCCAGCACCAGCUGUGGAAACAGAGCCAGGAACGACGCCCCUCCCCAGAGCCCUGCCCACCCCCAGGGCCCAGUGACCCCCACGAUGGGGUCCCAGCUGAGAAUGGCCUUCCCCGGGGAGACCCCGAGCCUCAGCUCCCUGUGCCGAAGCCCCGGACAGUCCCCGUGGCAGACCUGCUUGCCCAGGAGGGCAGUGACGUGGACUGGGCUCUGGAGACCCCGAAAGAGGAGACACCUCCAAAUGGGACGGACCUCAGGCUACCCAGGACGGUGGAGCCAAGCCAUCCCCCACUCCAGCGGCAGCUGUCUGUGACCCAGGAUGACCCCGAUGGCAUUGGGUCCGUGUUCCCCAAUGGGCUGGAUGGUGGAGAAGAAGAGGAAGACGAUGAUGACUACGUGACUCUCAGUGACCAGGACAGCCUCUCUGGCAGCUCCGGCCAUGGCCCUGGACUCCGGCGGCCCUCUGUGGCCUCUUCCAUGUCGGAUGAAUACUUCGAGGUGAGGGAGCGCUCAGUCCCUCUUCGAAGGCGCCACUCAGAGCAGAUGGCCAAUGGACCAGCCCAACCACCCCGCCGGCAGCUGAGCGUACCCCACAUAACCCGAGGGACCUUUGGGGGACCCUUGGGUGGCUCCCCAUGGCCACAUGGUCGGGGGAGAGAAGAGGCAGAUGCAUCAAGGAAGAUGCAGGCCCAGCGCUCUGCAGACAAGGCGGCACAGGGCCAGCAAUUCCACCGUGAUGGCCCUGCCUCAAAGACCCCAGGAGGUCCCCGGUACCGCCCUGCUGCUGAUGGCGCCCAGAGCUCUCCCAGGAAAGUGACCCUGGCCUCAGUAGGCCCCCAGCACUGGCAGCCCAAGGGCAGCCCGACAGCCCGCAUACUGCCCGAUCCCCGGAGCCCAAGGCCAACACGAAACACCCGCAUCUUGGCUGAUAGCAGAGCCACUGAGGAGCGUCCGAGUCCCUUUGGAAUCCCAUUUUCCAAACUGUCCCAGUCAAAGCACCUAAAAGCCAGGUCGGGGGGCAGCCAGUGGGCCUCGUCUGAUUCUAAGCGGAGGGCCCAGGCACCUCGGGACCACAAGGACCCCUAGCAGCCCCGUCCGGGCUGGACCCACCAGAGCCCAUGCUUGGAAGGCAGGAAGGCAGAGAGGGUGUGCGUGGCUGGCACUUGCCUGGUCGGUGCACCAGUACCAGGUGGCCAUGAUGGUCAGGCCGAAGGUCAUCCCGGUCCAUGGGAGGUCCCCUGUGUAGGGAUCCCGGAACAUGUGCAUGGCAUCUGUGCGUGGCAGGUGGCAGGUGGUAUUGGCGAUGGUCCUGGAGGGGAUGGCCUGGGCAUACGCUGCCUCCAGCUGCCCAUAUCCGCCGAUCUGGUCGAAAGCUGGAAGGGUUGGGCAGGACAGGGACAGUUUGGUUGGGUGGCCCUGACUCCCCAGCUCCUGCUGCACUUCCUCAUCUCACGAAUAACAUCCUAAUGCAUCAAACUGGAAUUUUUUUUCUACCUUGCCUUUCCUGGCAUUUGGGAAGGUGUGGUGGGUAGAGGGUUUCAAAAAAAAAAAAAAAAGGUGAAAUUAAAUAACUAUUUUAUUUGUAUUUAAGAUAAUACUAUUAAAUGAGCAUUUUGCACAUGGACACCACUGUGUCCACUUGGCCUGGUGGGAAUCACUGCUGGUCUCCAGAUGCCUGUGGGCCUCCGAUAAGGGGUUCUCCACCAGGUUUUGAACUGCCCAUUCAAGGAAGCAAAACAUUUUUUUCUUGGCACUCAAAAGACUUUCCUGAGGCAUCUAAAGUGUUAAAUGUCCUGACCCAGGUUCCCAAAGGUUGUGAUUUUAGUAGAGCCAAGAAUGGUGGCAGUGAUGUGGCUCCUCCAAGAUCAUGCAGCCUGCUGGGCAGGUGGAGCUCAAGCCAGGGGUCUCUCAAGUCCAGAGCAAAUCUUUCCCCUCGUUGUUUCUGUCUACCUCGGGGUCAGGACUCCACAUGGCCAAGCCCUGGCCUGUCUGUGGUUUGGCUAUAGCUGUGGUCACUCCAAUCCCAUCCAGACUGGGCCUAGCUAUCUGGGUCCCCCAUGUGCAGUGAGGUUUGUGGAUGUCGGGUCCAUGGACUAAGAGGAGGAAGCCUGUCUCUGCCCCAAGCCCUGUUCCCCAGCAGAUCAUGGAAGAGGGAACCUGUUGCCUACACUAGAAGCCGGGCCAGGAUCUGUGUUCAGGGGUCUAUGCCAGUAUCAAAGCAAAGGUACAGAUGCUACACAAGGCUUAGAGUUUGCUCAACUGCAGGAUCUCAGAUUCUGAGUCUGGAAAUCUUUAAAGGCUUUCAUUCGCCCUCUGUGGGAUCCUCCCGGCUCUGCUUGUGUACUUCAGGGACAGGGAGCUCACUACCUCCACCCUACCCCCCAGCCCCUGGCAGCCCUAUAAGCUAUUCCCAGACCCAUGUCAUCACUCUGUCUAAAUGCUCCUCUCCCCUCCCCUGCCUCUAGCAGUAGGUAGCAUCACCUUUCAGGAUUCUGUACCUGAUCUUAAACAAUUGGAGGAGACGCCUGGGCAGUGUUGUGGUCUCCUAAUUGCUGCCUCCACACCCUCCGGCAGCCCCACCUUGCUGUCACUCCUGAGCCUGAGCGGCACACGGCAGGCCCUGUGUUCUUGAGUCAGCUCCUGACCCGGCCCACAGCUGGUGACAGCUGGGCAGCGGGGCAGCCAGGAGAGGCCUGCAAGGGAUGGUUGCCUAGCAGCGCGACCUCAUUGGUCCUGUGGCAGCCCACCCCCCUCUAUAGCCAUGACCCCCAGCCCUUACCUUUGACCGCCAGGAUGACAGCCCCCACCACCAUGAUGAUGGUCUGCAGGGCAUCUGUGUAGAUCACAGUGGCCAGGCCCCCUGUGGGGAACAAGGUGACAGGAGGUGGGGUCCCUUGGCCUCAAAGGAGGCAACUUCUAGAGCUCCUGUUGGGGCAGCUGUUCCCAGAUGUGCCCCCUACCCUUUCAGAGGUGGAUGAGCAAUAAAGCACCUGGUCCCACUCCAUGGGGGGUCUCCCCACGGAGCCCACGGUGCUUCCUGUGUGUCUCCUGGCUCUGCCCAAGCCAGUGGUGGGCAGGCCCUCCCUUUAGGCCCCUGCCCUGACCCGGUCAGAGGAGCCAUACCUGCAAUGGUGUACAGAGCGGUAAUGAUAAGCGUGAGGAUGGUGGAGAGGUAAAAGUUCCACCCCAGGCAGAUGUGCACGAAGAGGGCCCCGGCGUACAGGUCGAUCUGAGGAAGAGAGAGGUUUGGGGUAGAAGGUUACCAGGACUCGACGGUCAGAGCCCUGGCGCUGCACUGAUGGGCCAUGUGACCUGGGAAAUGCCCUUUCUGGGCCUGGAUGCCCCUUGGAUGAGGGAGGGGAGACCCCUGUCCACCCGCCCGCAUCCUGGGGCUGUUGUGAGGGUGGGAGGAAGAAGCGGCCUCGGCAGCUGUGAGCCAUGUGCAGAUGCACCAGGGAUGUACUGUCAUGAAUAAAGUCCAAGGUGGCCAGUGCCCACCAGAAAGCA